GGAGUAGGUGAGGAACCUAAUAAUAUAAUAUUUAAAUAUGCCAAUUAUAUAAUGUGCAAGCGAACCCUCUCUCUGGUGACUGUUGACUAGUGUUGCUGUUAUUAUUGCUAUAAGCAGAGGGAAGAAAGAAAGGAAGAAAGAGUUGAAGAAUGAGCAGCAGCGCGGGAAAGGUGGUGUGUGUAACCGGUGCUUCCGGUUAUAUAGCUUCAUGGAUCGUUAAAUUCCUUCUCCAUCGCGGUUACACUGUCAAGGCCACUGUUCGCGACACAAAUGAUCCCAAAAAGAUCGAGCACUUGAUUAACCUUGAUGGUGCUAAGGAGAGAUUGCACCUGUUUAAGGCAAAUCUUCUAGAAGAAGGUUCCUUUGACUCUGUUGUUCAAGGCUGUCAUGGUGUUUUUCAUACUGCAUCUCCAUUUUAUCAUGAUGUCAAGGAUCCGCAGGUUGAAUUAUUAGAUCCAGCUGUGAAGGGAACUCUGAAUGUUCUUAAAUCAUGUGUGAAAUCGCCAUCUCUGAAACGUGUUGUUUUAACCUCUUCUGUUGCUGCAGUUGCAUAUAGUGGAAAGCCUCGAACUCCCGAUGUAGUAGUUGAUGGGACUUGGUUUUCAGAUCCUGAUUUCUGUAGGGAAUCAAAGCUGUGGUAUGUGCUUUCAAAGACUCUGGCUGAAGAUGCUGCCUGGAAAUUUGUGAAAGAAAACAACAUUGACAUGGUUACUAUUAACCCAGCAAUGGUGAUCGGGCCUCUCUUGCAACCAGUCCUUAACACUAGUGCUGCUUCAAUUUUAAACGUAGUUAACGGUGCACAAUCAUUUCCAAAUGCUUCUUUUGGAUGGAUCAAUGUGAAAGAUGUUGCAAACGCCCAUAUUCAGGCCUAUGAGAUUGCUUCAGCUAGUGGAAGAUAUUGUUUGGUUGAGAGAGUUGUUCAUUACUCAGAAAUUGUGAAGAUUUUACGUGAUCUGUACCCGACACUACAACUUCCAGAGAAGUAA
Gastrolobium bilobum is the source of this 986-nucleotide messenger RNA. RefSeq names its product cinnamoyl-CoA reductase CAD2. Bases 150 to 986 code for a protein of 278 amino acids. Gene Ontology annotation, molecular function: oxidoreductase activity, acting on the CH-OH group of donors, NAD or NADP as acceptor. The transcript is spliced from 5 exons. NCBI's taxonomy places the organism in Eukaryota, Viridiplantae, Streptophyta, Magnoliopsida, Fabales, Fabaceae. The record is from RefSeq and is a predicted model, not a curated record.